AUGGCCACCGCACCCCAACAAACACCCUCUCAACCGCCCGCGCCGCCCGCAGACAAUGAGCCCGUCUACGGCGGUCACACGCGGUUCGAGAUCGAGCUCGAGUUCGUCCAAUCCCUCGCGAACCCUUACUACCUCAACCACCUCGCCACCCAAAAGCUGCUUACCCGCCCCGAAUUCGUCGCGUACCUCGCCUACCUGCAAUACUGGACCCGUCCGCCUUACCUCAAGUACAUCAUGUACCCCGGCCCGACGCUCAAGCACCUCGAGCUGCUGCAGCAGGAGCAGUUCCGACAGGAUAUCAUUAGUCCCGAUCUCGUGUCGAGGCUGAUUGAAGAUGGCAUGAAGGCGCCGGUGGAGUGGCACCGCAGCGAGGCUUGA
Molecule: messenger RNA, 378 nt
Organism: Colletotrichum siamense
Lineage: Eukaryota; Fungi; Ascomycota; Sordariomycetes; Glomerellales; Glomerellaceae
Gene: soh1
Product: Mediator of RNA polymerase II transcription subunit 31
Exons: 2
Coding region: 1-378 (125 amino acids)
Biological process (GO): regulation of transcription by RNA polymerase II
Cellular component (GO): core mediator complex; mediator complex
Molecular function (GO): transcription coregulator activity
Source: RefSeq, a predicted model, not a curated record